This is a messenger RNA of Glossina fuscipes, 712 nucleotides long. RefSeq names its product vesicle transport protein SFT2A. Gene Ontology annotation, cellular component: membrane. The transcript is spliced from 4 exons. The record is from RefSeq and is a predicted model, not a curated record. The coding region runs from base 137 to 628 and encodes 163 amino acids. Gene Ontology annotation, biological process: vesicle-mediated transport. Lineage: Eukaryota; Metazoa; Arthropoda; Insecta; Diptera; Glossinidae.
AAUUUUGCUUGAUUUUUUUUGUUUUUGAUUUCUUUGUUUGGUUCUACUUUUAUUACAAAUUUUGUGCAAAUUCAAAAACAAAUAAAACUUGAGCUAAUCGAUUAGUGAGUACAUCAAGUAAACAAACAUUGAUAAAAUGGAUAAAUUGCGAAGGGUCUUGAGUGGCGACGAUCGGACCUUGGAAGAGGAAAGUGGAAUAAUAACCCAGAUUAAUGACAUGUCCACAUUGAGUUGGUCGACACGCAUAAAAGGAUUCUGCAUAUGUUUUAUUGUUGGUAUUGUGUUUUCAUUUCUUGGCGCUUUAGCCUUGUUUUUACACAGUGGAAUUGUUGUCUUUGGGGUUUUCUACACCUUAGGCAAUAUAAUUUCAAUGGCUAGUACUUGUUUCCUAAUGGGUCCCUUUAAUCAAAUAAAGAAAAUGUUUUCAAAUACUCGUUUAAUUGCUACUUGCUUAGUAAUAUUUUCUCUUGUUAUGACAUUAGUAGCAGCCUUAGUGUUAAAAAAACCCGGUGCAACUCUGAUUUUCAUUAUCAUUCAAUCUUUGGCCAUGACUUGGUAUUCCCUCUCAUAUAUACCUUAUGCUCGAGAUGCGGUUAAAAAAACCGUAUCUGCUUGCUUGGAUGUUUAGUCGUUUAUCGUGCAUUUGAAUAUUUUAGCAAAGCCGUCAAAAUGUAUUUGUUUUUACUAGUUUAGGAUAUACGUCUAAAAUUAU